AUGUCCCGAUGUUUGCUUCAGUGACUAUGCAAAGUAGGCUUUCCACCUGCUCAACGGCAAUUUCGACACGUCAACCACGCCAACGCCAAGUUUAAAUCUCCCACGCAAGCGCUGGUGCCCACGGACGGAUAGGGAGGAGCCUUGGACCGAGACCGACCGACCUGGAGAGACGCACAGUCACGAGCAGAAUACUCCAAGUCCAGAAUCCGGUGGCCGUGGCGACCUCUCCAGAACCAUCCGGUCCGCCGGGAUUCGCCAGCGCGAGCGGUGGCAGGUGCACGCUUUGCUCCGGACGCCCGCGCGCGGGGCUCCCGGCCGGGCACGGCGCGCGCACGUGUCCCCUGCGACGCCGCCUGGGCUCGCCGCGCUGGCGGGGCGCGCACACGCGUCGUCGCCUCCCCAUCCCCUGCGCAUGCAGAGAGAGCUAGCCGGCCGAAGCUUCAGUCUCACGCGGUCCAGCGCGGUCCUCGGCAAGUCGGCAGCCGAUGGAUAAGCCCUGGCAGCCGGUUUGGUCCCCUAACCCGGCCACCUAGGCUCGCCUUUAAAAACGGGAGCUGCUGCUUCGUCGACCUACUAGCCUGUCCAUUACCAGUCUUCACUGCUGCUGCUAGAGCUCAGCUCAGCUCGAGUGCCGCCUGCUCCCAUUGCUGGGCUGUGCAAGCUUAGGCUCGCUGCUCUAGAUUCGGCAAGGGGAAGAAGCAGAAGGGAGGAGAAGCUACCUACGCUUCGACGACAAUGGCCGGGGUCGGGAGGAACAUGGUGGCGCCGCUCAUGGUGCUCAACCUCAUCAUGUACCUCAUCGUCAUCGGCUUCGCGAGCUGGAACCUCAACCACUUCAUCAACGGCCAGACCAACUACCCGGGUGUGGCCGGCAACGGCGCGACGUUCUACUUCCUGGUGUUCGCGAUACUGGCCGGCGUGGUGGGCGCGGCGUCGAAGCUGGCCGGCGUGCACCACGUCCGCGCGUGGCGCCACGACAGCCUCGCCACGACCGCGGCGUCGUCGCUCAUCGCCUGGGCCGUCACGGCGCUCGCCUUCGGGCUGGCGUGCAAGGAGAUCCACAUCGGCGGGCACCGCGGGUGGCGCCUCCGCGUGCUGGAGGCCUUCGUCAUCAUCCUCGCCUUCACGCAGCUGCUCUACGUGCUGAUGCUCCACGCGGGCCUCUUCGGCGGCAGCGGCGGCUACCGGGACCAGGACUACGGCGUCGGCGGCGCCGCCGGCGAGCCCAAGGGCCCCAGGGUCUGAUCGGCUCUCGAUCUGAAGCGUUCGGUCAUGCACGCGCCUCUGCAGCCGCGGCGUUAACGUAAUAGUAAUGGGAUGUGUGUGGGUGUGGGUGUUGAUGGUGUGUACCUAGUGUCGAUCGAUCGUCUGCUCAUCUCUAUUUGUAGUCAGGUCAGCUCAGCUCAGCUCUGGCUUGUACAUGUACCCUGUCAAGUGUAUUUUGUGUGCCGUCGGUUUCAGUCAGUGACGACACUGAUGAGAUGAGGGUGUGUUUUGUAUCAAAUCUGUCAACUUCUUCAGGUUUCGAAUACCCAGUUUCACUCCA
Panicum hallii is the source of this 1546-nucleotide messenger RNA. RefSeq names its product membrane protein PM19L. The coding region runs from base 736 to 1245 and encodes 169 amino acids. The record is from RefSeq and is a predicted model, not a curated record. NCBI's taxonomy places the organism in Eukaryota, Viridiplantae, Streptophyta, Magnoliopsida, Poales, Poaceae. The transcript is spliced from 2 exons.